This is a messenger RNA of Cynara cardunculus var. scolymus (artichoke), 1092 nucleotides long. RefSeq lists its product as uncharacterized. NCBI's taxonomy places the organism in Eukaryota, Viridiplantae, Streptophyta, Magnoliopsida, Asterales, Asteraceae. The transcript is spliced from 5 exons. The coding region runs from base 1 to 1092 and encodes 363 amino acids. The record is from RefSeq and is a predicted model, not a curated record.
AUGGCUGAGUCGAGUACAUCAAACACUACCUCUGUGAUCAUUCCAGUAUUCAAAGGAGAAGGUUAUGAACACUGGAGUCUUCGUAUGAAAACUAUCCUUCGAUUACGAGAUCUGUGGGAUGUGGUAUACCUGGGUCUCUCAGCAACAAAUGGCGGAGACGGCGAUAAUAGAGAGGCAAAAAGGAAAGACGCUCAAGCUAUGACACUCAUUCAGCAGGGUGGUGAUUCUCAAGUCCAAUCAGUUAAGUUGCAAGGAUUACGGAGGGUAUUUGAAAAUCUAUCUAUGAAAGAUGACGAAGUAGUAGGUGACUACUUCUCUCGUGUUAUGGAUAAUGUUGAAGUGGUGUUUGAUCUGUCCGAUGUCACCCCCGUUAAGCUUAUGGGACUUCUACAGUCUCAAGAGGAAAGAAUCAACAGUCGAGCCUCUCUUGAUAAACCGCUUAAGACACCUGAUCGACAAGAUGAGCAGGCUCUACAGGAUUGCUGGUAUAACGAUGAAAAUCAAGUCAAUGUAGCAGAAAAUGAAGAAAAUGGAGAAGCUGCAGAAACAGAUGACCAACAUUUGUUACUGGCUGUUAUCUCACCAYAAGAGUCYGUCUUCGAUGAUCAAUACAUGCUAGUGACCAACACUGGAUUCAAAGACAACUUUGUGAGCAUGGAUGAGUCAUUCCAUUUGGAAGUGCGAUUGGGUGACAAAAAGAAAUUGGCUGUUAAAGGAAAAKGGACUGUCAAGAUUUAUACAAGUGAYAGUACAUUCAAGAUACUAGACAAUGUCUAUUAUGCCCCCAAGCUUGAAUACAACCUUCUCAGUGUUGGGCAACUCAUGAAGAAUGGUUAUUCACUACAAUUUGAUGAUGAUAUGUGUGUAAUCAGGAGUAAAGCAACAGGGAAGAUUGUGAUGAAGGUUGCAGUGGCAAAUAACAUGUUUAUUUUCGAUGCAACAAGGAUGACUUCAGCUCAUGCUCUCAUCUCCAAAUUUGAUGCUGAAGCACUUCGUUGGCAUUGCAGAUUUGGCCACCUGCACUUUGAAGGGCUAAACAUCUAUACAACAAGAAGAUGGUGUGGGGGCUGCCUAAACUCAACACAUCUGUAA